UCGAGCAGGUUAGUCUGGGACAGUAUGAGGCACUGAUUUGUGUUCUUGUAGACUUUAAUUUCAUUUAGAUAUAACAAUCCUGUCUGGCUUUGUGUUUAACUUGAAUAGAGUCCUUUGUUAACGUACAUGAACACAACAUGGUAGUGGAUAAAAACGUGAUAAAUGAAAGCAUCCUCCUACCAUCAGUGUCUGAAGAUGACGAUGAAGGUCAGAAUUUAGGAGGAAUUGCAAGGUGUCCGCCCAGCAGACCGAGAAGUCAAUACAGCAGAGGAAGCGUGGAUGGCCAAAGAGUACAGAGAGCAAGAAUAAGCCAUCAAGAUGAAGCUGAUGCAGAUGAGGAAGAGGAGGUUAAUCGACACACCGUUAGUUGCACAGAUGAUGGACAGCUGGAGAAAGUGCAGUGUGUGUAUACUGAUGAAGAUGAUGACACAGACCUGGAGCUCGACGGCUUUUACAACAAAAAGCAGCCAUAUGACCCCACAGGUGAAUCUCACUACAAAGAAGCUUGUGAGAUGCUUGGUGUAACUCCAAUGUCCUGUUUUCUAAGAAAUAUAAACCAGAGUGAGGUCAACAUGAUGCAUUGUGGGUUGGGUCCACAGGGUACCAAAGCGCUGGCGGUUUCCUUGGUAACUAACACCUCCAUCCUGAAGCUGAAUUUGCAAGAUAAUUGGAUGGAGGGAAUGGGCGGGUCUGCCGUCGCCGAUAUGCUCAAAGAGAAUUGCUACAUCACAGAGAUCGAUUUGUCUGAAAACUCAGUCGGUGAACAGGGAGCCAGGGCUUUGUCUGGCAUGCUGCUGAAAAACAGCACCUUAAUGUCUCUCAAACUCUCUGGAAACCAUCUGGACGAGCGAUCGGCCAGACACCUGGCUCCAGCUCUGGUCAGCAACCAAAAACUUCAGCACCUCGACCUGAGUCACAACAAAUUUGGAGACGCUGCAGCGGAAAUUUUGGGUCCUGCUAUAGCGGAGAACACAGGAAUAAAGUCACUCAAUCUGGCUUGGAAUUGCAUCCGAGGCAAGGGAGCCAUUGCAUUCGCUAAAGGCCUGGAGGGAAACAUCUUCUUGCGCACUCUGGAUUUGUCAUACAACGGCCUUGGUAAAGAGGGAGCCGUGGCCCUCGGUGAAGUACUCAAACGCAACAACACGCUCGAGGACCUGAAUAUCAGCAAUAACCGGAUCCCACUUGAAGGCGCCAUCAAUUUUGCACUGAGCCUGAAAGUGAACACAACGCUACGAAUUCUAAAAAUGUCUCGUAAUCCAAUGCAGUCUGCUGGGUGCUUUGCGAUUUUAAAGUCAAUGCACGCAAACCCAGAUUCAGCCGUGGAGUUCCUGGACUUUACUGACAUCUGCGUGGACCAAGAGUUUGAAGACUUAUUUGCUACCAUCAAAGAGACGUUCCCGAACCUCCAAGUGAAACAUGGCAGAAAAUUAAAUACAAUGGUUAAAAAAAGCUGAACUUUAAUAAAAAAUAAAAAACAUGGACAAUCAGUUUGUAAUCACAUGAACUGUUCUGUAUAAUUCCAAG
Messenger RNA from Paramisgurnus dabryanus, 1524 nucleotides. RefSeq names its product leucine rich repeat containing 74B (gene lrrc74b). Gene Ontology annotation, molecular function: protein binding. NCBI's taxonomy places the organism in Eukaryota, Metazoa, Chordata, Actinopteri, Cypriniformes, Cobitidae. The record is from RefSeq and is a predicted model, not a curated record.